Messenger RNA from Impatiens glandulifera, 1440 nucleotides. Its product is annotated as 7-deoxyloganetin glucosyltransferase-like. The transcript is spliced from 2 exons. Gene Ontology annotation, molecular function: UDP-glycosyltransferase activity. The record is from RefSeq and is a predicted model, not a curated record. The coding region runs from base 1 to 1440 and encodes 479 amino acids. NCBI's taxonomy places the organism in Eukaryota, Viridiplantae, Streptophyta, Magnoliopsida, Ericales, Balsaminaceae.
AUGGAGGAAACAGAGAAAAUGCAUGCUGUUUGCAUACCAUUCCCAAUUCAAGGCCACAUAAACCCUAUGAUGAAGCUGGCCAAGCUGCUCCAUACUCGAGGGUUCUAUAUAACCUUCGUCAACUCCGAGUUCAACCACCGACGUCUCCUCAAAUCUCGUGGGCCUAAUUCCCUAGACGGUCUCAAGAGCUUUCGAUUCGAGACAAUCCCUGAUGGCUUACCAGAGUCUGACAUGAAUGCUACUCAGGAUAUCAAAUCUCUAUGUAAAUCAACCACCAAUAAUUGUUUAGCCCCGUUUAAACAUCUUCUCCCCAAAAUCAAACAGUCCGGAGCUCCCACGGUGACAUGUAUUGUCUCCGAUGGGUUCAUGAGCUUAACUGUCGACGCAGCUGAGGAGUUGGGCGUUCCUCAUGUCCUCUUUUGGACAACUAGCGCUUCUGGAUUUAUGAGUUUCCUUCAAUAUACCAACUUGAAGGAUAUGGGAUAUAUUUGUGGAAAUGAUUAUUUGAAAACGACCAUAGAUUGGAUACCUGGAAUGGAAGGUGUUCGGUUGAAAGACUUUCCCAGCUUCAUUCGAACUACAGAUCCUAAUGAUUUCGCCGCCAACUUUGUCAUUAACGAAAUACAAAGAGCUAAACGAGCCUCCGCCAUUGUUCUCAAUACCUUCCAUGAACUCGAACCCAACGUUGUUCAUUCCCUCUCCAACAUCCUCUCACCAGUACCAAUCUACACCCUAGGCCCUCUACAUAUCCUUACGAAAUCAGAGCUUCAAAACAAUGAAUCGGGUAUCAGGGUUCUGGGUUCCAAUCUCUGGAAAGAAGAAACAGAGUGUCCUCAAUGGCUCGACUCCAAAAAACCCAAUUCAGUCUUCUACGUUAACUUUGGAAGCAUAACCGUCAUGACGGCGAAUCACUUUAUUGAGUUCGCGUGGGGAUUGGCUAAUAGCGACAAACAGUUUCUCUGGAUCAUAAGACCCGAUAUUGUUGCCGAAACGGCGAUCUUGCCGGUGGAGUUCAUCGAGGAGACUAAGGAAAGAGGAAUGGUGACGAGCUGGUGCCCACAAGAACAGGUAUUGGCCCAUCGAGCAAUUGGUGGGUUUUUGACCCACAGUGGAUGGAACUCCACAAUCGAGAGUAUUUCCGCCGGAGUUCCGAUGAUCUGCUGGCCGUUUUCUUCAGAGCAGCCUAUGAAUUGCUGGUAUUGUUGUGAGAAAUUGGGGAUUGCGAAGGAGAUGGAUAGCGAGGUGAAGAGGGAAGAUGUGGAGGGAUUGGUUCGAGAAUUGAUGGAUGGAGAAGAAGGAAAGAAGAUGAGAGGGAGAGCGAUGGAGUGGAAGAAGAAGGCGGAGGAGACUGUUGGUGCCGGCGGAUCUUCACAUGGAAAUCUUGACAAGUUCAUUUACCAAGUGCUUUUAAACAAACAUAAAGAGACCAAAUUCCAUUAG